Molecule: messenger RNA, 1007 nt
Organism: Andrographis paniculata
Lineage: Eukaryota; Viridiplantae; Streptophyta; Magnoliopsida; Lamiales; Acanthaceae
Product: zinc finger A20 and AN1 domain-containing stress-associated protein 4-like
Exons: 3
Coding region: 237-737 (166 amino acids)
Molecular function (GO): DNA binding; zinc ion binding
Source: RefSeq, a predicted model, not a curated record
GCAUGUGCACCGAGUGCACUCAAUAACCGCCUCUCCCCGGAUCUUUUAUGUAAUCGCCUCGCCCUCCCGACUCUUCCGCCGUCCGCCAGUAUCGUCUCCGCCUGCGCCCGGUUUCUCCCUCCUUGGCUUUCCUGUUUGCUUCUAGGCAGGGAGAUUGGAGGAGGAUACUCUGACCAAAAUAUUCUCUUUUGUCUCCUCUGCAGACAGAGAAUUGAUUAUUGCAGGAAAUCCCCGAAAUGGAGCAAAAUGAAACUGGAUGCCAAGCUCCUCAAGCCCCCAUCCUCUGUGUCAACAACUGUGGAUUCUUCGGAACUGCUGCCACCAUGAACAUGUGCUCCAAGUGCUACAAGGACCAUGUUCUGAAGCAAGAACAGGCUGAGCUUGCUGCUUCAUCCAUUCAAAAGAUCGUCAACGGGAGCUCGGGUGCUGGUGAAAAAGAAAUCAACACUACUGCAAUUACUGGAGGACAAACCACCUUGCCAGAAACAAGCGGAGCAACCCCACAAACAUCUGCAAUCAAUAAAAACGACCAAGUCAAAGAAGGUCCAAAAAGGUGCGGCUCCUGCAACAAGCGCGUCGGCUUGACAGGCUUCAACUGCCGUUGUGGGGGAGUUUUCUGUUCCAUCCACCGUUACUCCGACAAACACGAAUGCCAAUUUGACUACCGUUCGGCAGGCCAGGAAGCCAUCGCCAAGGCCAACCCAAUCGUGAAGGCUGAAAAACUCGACAAGAUAUAGAACUGCCAUCUUGGAUUAAAUGUGUGUUUUUGUCUUCCCUCUGCCGACUCGGAUUUGUGGUAUGACUCCAAAAGGUGUCCUUAGGCUGCUGCGAAACCUCGAAUAUUAUGUUAAAUUAGGGACACAUCUCUCCAACCUUGUGAUCUCUAUUGUUCCAUCUUUGGUGCUUGUUUUGAAUUCUCUAAGUGGUUCUGAAACUUGGCAUGCGAUAGAGGGCAAAGAUUAAACCGUUUGACUUGUCUGAAAAAUCUGAUAUGAUCUUUGUUUUUC